CUGUACGUAGCAGCAGAGAAGGGAGCGAGUAUUCUAACUCGAAUGCUUCUAGAAGGGGGGGCCAACGUUGACGCGCAGGGUGGAUACUACGGCAAUGCACUCAUUGCGGCUUCAGCUGGAGGCUACAAAGAGAUAGUAAUGCUGCUGGUCCAGAGGGGCGCUGAUGUCAACGCGCAGGGCGGAUACCACGGCAAUGCACUCUUUUCGGCUGCU
This is a messenger RNA of Bipolaris oryzae ATCC 44560, 213 nucleotides long. RefSeq lists its product as uncharacterized. Gene Ontology annotation, molecular function: protein binding. The annotation marks the transcript as partial. The transcript has a single exon. Lineage: Eukaryota; Fungi; Ascomycota; Dothideomycetes; Pleosporales; Pleosporaceae. The record is from RefSeq and is a predicted model, not a curated record.